Messenger RNA from Drosophila obscura, 454 nucleotides. RefSeq lists its product as uncharacterized. Lineage: Eukaryota; Metazoa; Arthropoda; Insecta; Diptera; Drosophilidae. The transcript is spliced from 2 exons. The record is from RefSeq and is a predicted model, not a curated record. The coding region runs from base 119 to 352 and encodes 77 amino acids.
AUGUAAACUACACAGCUGCUGUGUAUAUCGAUAUAUCAAUAUAUAUUAAACAUCAUCCCCACCAGCAGCUGCUUGUCUCUUGUUGUGUAACUGAAACGGCAAUUUUUGAGCACCGAAGAUGUCUGCAACCGCCGCCCGUGGCACAACGUCGCUGCUGAAGCGCGCCUGGAACGAGAUACCCGACAUUGUCGCCGGCUCUGCCAUGGCCAUUUGUGGCAUCGUGAUGGCAGGAAUCGGAGUGGCCAACUAUUAUGCCAAGGACGGCGACAAUCGCCGCUACAAACUGGGCUAUGUCGUCUUCCGUCACGACGAUCCCCGUGCCCAGAAGGUGCGCAACGAUGAGGAUGAUUAAAGAAAGCCAACAACAACAAACUAGCAAAAAAUGUCAUUCUCAUUGCACCACUUUUUUUUUUUGCUUCAUGCUAUAGCUAAGUAAAACAAAAACAUAAACGUA